AUGUCGAUGAAGUUGGGCGGUCGGAGCGAGGAGGUGCAUGCACCCUUGGACUCGCCGCAUUUGCUGGCCAUCGAAGAUGAAGAUGAAGCCAUCUUCAAGGUUACCGCAAAGAAGGCGCUGCCAAUUCUGCCCGGCGACCCCCCGACCGAGCGCGGCUCCACAACACGGGACCUGCAGGCCAUUAUGGAGCCGAAAUCCGUGACCCAGGAGCUGCGUGUCAUCGGCAUCGUCUCCAAAACCCCCGUGUCCACGGACGAUUGCAGUGUCGAAGUCAAGCUCUCAGACGACGUGAGCCUCAUCAUCGUCGGUGAUGGGCCCGAAGCAGUAGAGCUGCUUCGGAAGAGGCGGCGUGAAGGUGGCCGCGCUUGCCUGCUCUGGACGCAUCGCCCGCCGGGCAAGGCUGACGUGAGGAGGGCUGGCAACAAGGACCUGGAUGCCGCCAAGCUGGAGGUGAGCACGUUUGUGUGGAAGCCUCCAUCUUUGGAGUCGAGUCAUCCUGAGGUGGUGCGCAUGCAGAAGGAGAAUCGCUGCUGGACCAGUUGCGUGCAGCGCUCGGGUCCGGAUAUCGUGGAGCUCAAGCCCACGGAGUGUUACAACCUCACCAGGGAUUCCGCGGAUCGCGAGAACGGCGUGGAAGUCUGGGACGUGGAGAGGAUGGAGCAGGUCUGGGCCCUGACGGGCGCGGUGGUGCUGUGCGGCCCAGAGCUCCAGGGGCUCAGCCAGGUGCAUUGUGAGUCCAUGAGCAGGGUCAAUUCCCUGGAUGUCUCGGUGCACUUUGAGGACGCGAAGCCUUUGGCCACCACCGUGACCUGGAAAGUGGCGCUGGGCAUCGUGUACAGUUUCCUACACAUGCUCCUGUAUUGCUGGGUUAUGGGCACCUACGAGCCCUCUGCCAGCCAGGAGACGCUGCCCAUUUGGCGGCUCAGCUUCUCCUUGGGCGUGCUGCCCUUCGGAGCCUUCAUGUACCCCAUCUACUGGGGCACGACGCUUUCAGGAGAACGCUUCUCGUGCUUCGGUCAGAUGGUCGCCGGGGUCAUUGCAGUCGCGCUCUUCAGCAUUUUUGCGUUGCACCCUUCAUUGGUCACUGCACAUGAUGAUGCUUCGUUGCGCACUCGCCCGGUCUUUGUGAUCUGCUGUGAAGGUGCCAUCUUCUACAUCCUUGUGGCCUUUCUCCAGCAGAGGUGCACGUCGUCUGGGAAGAUCAGCGACCACCCGGACGGCACCAAGCCAGAGAAAAUGGAGUGGGUCCACCACGCCUUCUGGUUCGGGGCUCACGUCCUGACCACCUUCGGCAGCUGGAUGUGGCUGUACUGCGUCUCCCUGCUUUUCGUCUACCUGGAGAAUCACUGGCCCGUGCUUGCGGCCUGCUUCCUCACGUUUACCACGAGCUUGACGGAGAAGGUGGUCAGCAAGUUGCUGGGCGUAACCUACACGCGCAUGAUCUACCACACGCGAUGUCGCCCUGACAAGGGCUACAUCAGGGGGGACCAGCAGAGGUUCUUGGUGAUCCCGGUGGCCAUGACCCACGCCUUCUGCGAGUCAGUGCGUCUGGUGAGCCUCAUCUCGGUGGUGGCGCGGAACCCCAGCUGGACGUGGCUGCCCAACGUGCUCUUCAACGUCUUCGUGAACUUCCUCGAAAGGAGCAACCUCAUGCUCUCCUUGGCGACCAUCACGCUUCCCUGGUGUGACUUCAUGGUCCCAGGCAUGAGCAUGAUUGUGCUGCACGAUGUGAAGCUGCACAGCGGCUAUGCGCAGUACGCGGCGGUGGUGGCAAUCAUCCUUGCGAACUUGUUGCUGCACGGCACGGAGAAGCCCGUCCUCUUCAACAAGGAGUGCCUGGUGCUUUUGGGCGCCUGCGUUGUGCUCGAGAUCUGCGAGGAUAUUUUGGUCCUGCGGCUCCCUUCCAGCCUCCGCUGGCGCAAGCAGCUGCUGCCCUUCUAUGAGAGCCAGCCCUUGCUCCACCCCAGGCAGCUACUGCUCAUGGACAGCCAGGGCACGCACUGUGACCGGGUGCCCUUGCCCCUUCACGGCACACGCGCUCUGGACCUGAGCGAGCACCUGAUGCUGCUGCAGCCGCCGGUGUACUUCUCCCUGGUGCUGAUGACGCUGCUGUUGGGCGCCGGCUUCGUGCACGGGGUCUGCGAGGCGCCCAUCCCCAGGGAGCUGCGGAUCAUCGACUCCCUCCUCUGGGAGUCUCCAUUGAAGUGCGCGUGA
Molecule: messenger RNA, 2214 nt
Organism: Effrenium voratum
Lineage: Eukaryota; Dinophyceae; Suessiales; Symbiodiniaceae
Source: the annotation of a GenBank genome assembly